AUUGUUUCACUGAACCGAGUGUCUGAGUCGUACCGAGACAGCGGGUGUGAAGAUCAGUCAAGCCAGGGCUAUAUUUACUUUUCCUUCUCCGUAAACAACCUGACAUCAUACACAUUGUAUACAUACCGGAAGGAAGAAGCAUACAGAGAGGAAAUGUAAGGAAAGAAUAGACGCAUUUUCUACGAUGUUAGUUGAAUUUAAAAUAUUGCCAUUGAAACUGCAGUUCAGCUGUAAGCCGUUUCGCUAUUUGCUCAGUUCAAAAGAGCGAUUCAUUGAGGUGUCGGUACAUCAGUAAGUGCGCGGUAAUCCGCCCAGUCCCGUUCAGCAAUGGUACACAGAGCAGCGGCGUCCUCCACAGCGGUACGCGAUGGCUACGUUAAUGGAACGACUGGCUUUCCUUCAGAAAGUACCGACACUUAUGAAGGCGACUGCAGAUGACGAAGCGCCCUGCCCCGGAUACCUCUUUGAAGAAAUCAGCAAAAUUUCACACGAGUCAGUGGGCUGCUGUCAGUGUCUUCUUGAAUACCUCCUGGAGCGUCUGCAGGUGGAGUCCUGUCAUGUGAAGCUGAAGGUUCUGAAGAUCCUCCUGCAUCUUUGUGGCCACGGUCCUCCUCCCUUUCUCACAGAGCUGAGGCGAAAUGCUACGUUUAUCCAAGAAGUAACUGUUUACAGUGGUCCCCCAGACCCCAUUCAUGGCAACGCACCUUUUCAAAGAGUCCGUGUCUCAGCGCAGGAACUGGCCAGUGUGAUGUUCAAUGAUACAUUGUCCACAAACACUGGACUCUCUCCAUGUGAAGCAGCAACUCCAAGCCUGGGAAUGGGAUCAGAGUCUCUCAGGUCAGGAAUGCAGGGAUUUGGAAACAGCCCUGGGAGGAAACCAUCCAACAGAGCGACUCUUUUGGAUAAGAUUCAGAAAGCUGCAGAAGUAGUUGCCAGCGCUGUCCUUCCACCCACCGAGCAGCCUGGUAUUCGUCUCCAUGACAACCUCUACCGGGCUGUGGUUGCACCCUCUGCUGCUGUGGAGGUGGCAGUGCCAGCAUGUGCUUACAAUGUUUCCUCACACAGCCAUAAAGCCUCUCACAGGUGCCCUGGGCAGGCUGGUGGUGGCUGGGAGGAGACCAGCAGUGGUCACAGCUCCUCUCACAACUCCUCUCUUGAGAUUGAGCCACUGAGCCAGACUUCCAGGGGGGGCAGCAGUAAAUCCGGUGAGACAGGCAGCCACUCAGGGGCCAGCCGAGAGAGUGGAGAGUUGUCAGAACGAGUGGAGGCUAUGCAGUUGGGAGAUUGUGGCCAAGAGCUGGCACUAAUCAGCAAUCUGUCUAACGGUUCCAAAAUCUUCCUGUCUAGAGAUGAAAGCCAGCGUUUCAUAAAAGAGUGUUCCACUUUAAACUGUGAGGUAGUGGUGGAGCUUCUCUCUCACAAACUGAAGGACCCCACUCAGACUGUCCAAAUGAGGGCGCUAUGUGGCCUUGCCUGUCUGAUGUCUACAGAUCUCCUCUCUCUGGACCAGAUCUUCUGUGUCACACAGAAGCCCCUAGCCCAACUGAGUGAGGGAACAGCAGGACCUGUAGCAAAUAAAGCAACCAAGCUCCUUAGGCAAUUUGAAGCUCUCUUGGGCAGUCCCACGCCGGUGACGAAGAGUGACGUUAUGAUCUGUCCAGAAUCAUCCAGCCCUUCACUCUCAGGGCAGCCAUUAGAUUCCACCCUUGCCAACCCCCUUCUCCCAACACCAUUGGAUGCUGUAGCACCAUCAAGUAUUUCAUCAAUAAAUUGCCCACAGGCUCUCUCUACUAGACUUGGCCUGGAGCAAGAGGCCGAUAGUGUUGCUGAAGAAUCUGCUCAUGGAGCACAGUUAGAGGAAAAGGCAGAGGACCAGCAGACUAUUCAUCAGGACAGGGACAGACCCAGAGAGUCUUGUGAGGCCCCCGAGCCCCUUAGACACCAUACCACGCUGUCACUGUUUAGUGGCAUGGAGCUGGUAAACAGAGGGAAACCUGUGUGUCUGGUUGAGCCUGUUCCUGUGGAACAAGAUAGCCAGACAGGGGCAGAAGGCUAUACAGAUUUGGCUGUGAAGAAAAGGAAAGAAAAAUCGGCAGAUUCCUCUAGCAGUGAACUCCAGCACAGCAAUGGACAAGUAUCUGCCUUCACCUUCCUCAACCUCUAAGUGUCUGACAGAAGAACACCAUGAUAAAUGGUGCAAUAUUAUUUAAUGACAUAAACCUAAACAAAACCUCUGAAUUCCAAACACAUCAAUUCUCCAGAACUCAGCAUACAGUGGCAGUCUUUUUUUGUUCUUCUUCGGCAGUGGUCCCAUUACUAACUCUUAAAAAAAAUGUAAACAAACAAGCUUGCAAUUUUCAGGAAGUUCACCACAGAUGUUUAUGCAUGUAGGGUGCAAAAAUGCAAUGAACACUUACACUCUGUGUAUCUGAACGCUGCUGUGGUUCACAACCAGGGACUGACCUUGACAAGAAUAUGAUUCUGUUUACAGUUUGACAUCAGAAUUAUGUAGGACAUUGUCCAAAUUACAAAGGUUUCAUAGGCUGACAUUAUGCUGUUCUCUCCUACAAAUUACACAUUCAUCUGGUAAUUCUGUUUUGGCCAUUUGCAGAACAAUAAGAGUUCAAAAGUGAAAACAGCUGGAAUAUUUCACUGCCUGGGGUUGCUAAUCUGCAUCCUGGCUUCAGAAUCCUGUUACUUAACUGUGGUGCAGUGUAUGUGGUUGAAGUGUUCAGAGGGUCUCAUUUGUACUGUGAGGUCUGCCCUAACUAGCCCAGGAUUACUUCAUAAUUUUCCUGGGGUUAUAUGGAAAGUUCUAAAUCAUCCAUAUUCCUCCAGCACAUGAAGAAAGGCUUUGGUUUAAGAUCUCUUUAUACACUUUAGUGCAGUUGUACACCCAAUUCCUCACAUCACUGUCUGGUCUUUUUGUGUAUUAAUCAUGAACAAAAGCUAAUUAAGUACUUGAGUGUUUUACUUUGACGGCUGAGACAGAGAUAUAUCAGGAUUAAUAUAGUGUUAUGUUUGUAUUUUGCACUAUGGAGUUAAUCUUCAAAAGCACUUGUGUCUUCCAAUCUUACAUGAUUAAAUAACACAAGCAUAGCCACCUUAAAAUUGAAUUCCACUGAUUUCUUUAAACAUCUUCAUAACUAAACAGUAAAGAUAUAUACAGAGUCUGUCAGAGAGGUUUGAGGGCCAGUUUCUCUACAAUGCAGCAGUUCACUUAAACCACUCUGAAUGACUUUGUGUACAUCUCAGCAACUGACCUAUGCAGAAAUUAGAAAAAAUGGAUGGAAUUCCACUUUAAGCAUUUACCGUAAAGAUGUGGGUUUUUGUUUGUUGAUUUUUUUUUUUUUUUGGUGUUACCAAACCUCAUUGCAUUCACAAAGCUUCUAAGAAAGUGCUGAUGUAGGAUCAGGUUCCUCUCUUAUUUACUAUGACUUUACUGACAGGAAUAGAUCCUAGAUUAGUGUUUCUACUUCAAAAAGCUUCAUGAAAACUGGCCCUGAAAUAUUAGUUAACCACAUGUCUUUGCAGAUUAUGCCAUUUAGUUGAUUAAACAUUUGUAUGUCAUGGAUGUGUGACAAAAGCCAUGUAACGGCAAAUGUAGGUUCUGACAGAAUAUCUGCUCAAUUCCUCCAAUUUCUGCAUUUUAUGUAUGGAUCUACAAACCAACACAAUAAAAA
This is a messenger RNA of Pygocentrus nattereri (red-bellied piranha), 3683 nucleotides long. RefSeq names its product TEPSIN adaptor related protein complex 4 accessory protein (gene tepsin). The record is from RefSeq and is a predicted model, not a curated record. The coding region runs from base 368 to 2164 and encodes 598 amino acids. The transcript is spliced from 13 exons. Lineage: Eukaryota; Metazoa; Chordata; Actinopteri; Characiformes; Serrasalmidae. Gene Ontology annotation, cellular component: trans-Golgi network membrane.